AUGUUCAAUUUCAAACUAGAUUCAUCCCUUCAACUCCCUCAACAACAGCAAAACACAAACAGUUUAUUUGGUAGUUUUGGUUCUACACCAACUAUUACUAAAACACAAUCUUCAGAUACAUUACAUCCUUUUCAAAAUCCUUUUGUUUUUCCUACGAAAAGUUCAAGUAUUAUUAGUAGUGAUAAUACAAUUAAAGAAAAAGAACAAACUCAAACAAAAGAAUUUCAAAGUGAAAUAAAACCAAAAAUUAAAUUAACUAAUUAUGAAUCAGAAGAUGACCAACUUAUAAGCGAUGAUGAUGACGAUUGUAGUACUAUUUCAAUGAAUGAUGAUAGUUCUACAUCAAUAAGUGAAAUAGAAAUAGAAAAAAGAGAAAAGAAAAAAGAGGAUAAUGUUAGUAAUAUUAGUAUCGAUCAAUUAAUGAAAACUAAUAUAGGUUCUAUGCCACUUCAAUUUAACCCUGAACAAACUAAUGACUUUAAACCAGAAUUCCAAAUAUUACCACAACACUUUUCAGAACAAAAUACUGAAAAACCAACUACUGAUGAUCAACAAACAAAUAGUUUUGUUUUUGUUCUUCCAGAAGGAUUUAAAACGAAUACAACUUCUUCACAACAACAAAACCCAUUCCUUUCACAAACCAGUGGAAGUUUUUCUAUUCAACAACAAUCAACUCCAUUUGGAUUUAUACAACCAACGACUCAGUUCAAUUUUUCAAACAUAAAUUUAAUGACAAGUAAUGAUAAAAGGAAAGAAGAGAUCGAUAAAACAGUAAACAACUACCUUGGAAAAAAAAUAACACCACUCGAUGAAGAAAAAAAUAAAGAAAUUGUUCAGAAGUUAAAAGAAAAGAAUAUAUCAUUAACUAUUGAACCAGACUUUAUUAAAACUGUAGGAGAAAAAUAUUAUAACAUGAUAAAAAAUGUUAAUAGUAUUGAUGAGUUAAAUGCUAUUAUUAAACCAAUGGUAGAAAGUCUUGGAGUUCAAUGGGAAGAAUUCAUUUCAUUAUUUAAAUAUAGUACUCCAGAAGAUUUAUUUGAUCUUCUUAUACAAUCGUUAAAUUAA
Molecule: messenger RNA, 1065 nt
Organism: Entamoeba dispar SAW760
Lineage: Eukaryota; Evosea; Mastigamoebida; Endamoebidae
Exons: 1
Coding region: 1-1065 (354 amino acids)
Source: RefSeq, a predicted model, not a curated record